This is a messenger RNA of Podarcis muralis (Common wall lizard), 3383 nucleotides long. It is a transcript of the gene CBFB, whose product is annotated as core-binding factor subunit beta. Gene Ontology annotation, biological process: regulation of transcription by RNA polymerase II. Gene Ontology annotation, molecular function: transcription coactivator activity; sequence-specific DNA binding. The record is from RefSeq and is a predicted model, not a curated record. NCBI's taxonomy places the organism in Eukaryota, Metazoa, Chordata, Lepidosauria, Squamata, Lacertidae. Gene Ontology annotation, cellular component: core-binding factor complex; nucleus.
AGCAGUUAGUUGUGAAUGGUUGAGGGUGUUUGGCCGGAGUACUCCGGGAGGGGAGGGGCGAGAGGGAAGUUGCUCGCUCUCUCUGACUCGCGCGCGCGCUGCGAGGAGAAACCGGGAGGAGGGAGGGAAAGAGAGAGACGCCGCUCCUUCUCCCUCAGUGGCUCCAGAGACGCCUCAUCGGGGCGAGACGCGACCGUUUGCCGCCCGCCCGCGUCGAGUCUCUCUUCUCUCUCUCACCCACCACCCACCCCUUUCUGGGUUGUGUGAGGGAGGGAAAUAAAGACGGAAGCGGCGGCUUGAGGAGGGGAAAGAGAGAGAGAGGAGGGGAGGGGGGGAAACCCUCACAAGAUAUAUAUGUAUAUAUACAAAAGCAGUUGGGCUUCGUUGAAGCGCCGCCGCCGCCGCGCCCUCCUCCUCCCCUCAGCGACGGCGACAAAAGCCGGCUUCGCCUGAGGUGAACGAAGAAAGGCGGAGGUGGGGCUCGAGCGCCGCUGAGGGAGAAGCGGACGGUUCGGCUCAGUCAGUCGCGGCGGCGGCUCUCGCUGCUACUGCCGCCGCCGCCGCCGCCGCCGAGCUCGCUCCUGCCCAAGACCGCUUGCUCGCUCGCCGCCUCAGCCGCCGCUUCCUGCUCGGCCACACGAUGCCGCGGGUCGUCCCGGACCAGCGCAGCAAGUUCGAGAACGAGGAGUUCUUCAGGAAGCUGAGCCGAGAGUGCGAGAUUAAAUACACUGGCUUCAGGGACAGACCACAUGAAGAAAGACAGGCCAGGUUUCAGAAUGCGUGCCGAGAUGGACGGUCUGAGAUAGCUUUUGUGGCCACAGGAACCAAUCUGUCUCUCCAGUUUUUUCCGGCCAGCUGGCAAGGGGAGCAACGGCAGACACCAACCCGAGAGUACGUUGACUUUGAAAGAGAGGGAGGCAAGGUCUACCUAAAAGCGCCUAUGAUUCUUAAUGGUGUUUGUGUUAUUUGGAAAGGCUGGAUAGAUCUCCAAAGACUGGAUGGCAUGGGCUGCUUAGAAUUUGAUGAAGAACGGGCACAGGAAGAUGCAUUGGCACAGCAGGCUUUUGAAGAAGCUCGGAGAAGAACUCGUGAAUUCGAGGACAGAGACAGGUCUCAUCGGGAAGAAAUGGAGGUGAGAGUUUCACAGCUGCUGUCAGUUACUGGCAAGAAGACAACAAGACCCUAGUCCUGGCUCAACCCUGGGAGGUGGUGAUGAUCUCAAACUGCGUUAAGUGAACAACGGCUGUGCCAUGAGUGUGACGCUUAAACUUGGCAAAUGAUGGAAUUAAAAGACCAGAAACUGUGAUAACUGGGUAUAUACUAUAGUCUAUUCCCUGACCUGCGGCAACCAAACUAUCAUGUCCCGCCAUGGUUUGCACUAUGUUUGUGUUGUAUUAUCUGCAUUUCUUUUCUUUAAGCAUGUUGCCAAUGGGGAUUUGAAAUUCUUGUUUCUCUAUGCAAGCUUAUAAUUUUGUUGGCACUAUUUUAGUGACGAGAACAAUUAAUGCAGCUAUAAAAACAAUUCCUCAACUGUAAUAUUCAUUCAUUUCAGAAUAGGUCAAACGUUGCAGAAUAAAGUUUUUUGUGACUUUUUUAAAAAACAAAAACUUUCAAAAUAAUUUUUAUAUGGGCUUUUGGAAGUUUGUUUGUCAUAGUGUUCUUGCUUUUACACAUGCAUUCUUUGUGGUAUUGUCUUUUUAUGCACUUUCUCUUCUCUAACUUUCAACACAUUUUAUUCUUUUUACAUUAUGCAGCCUAGACCAAGUAAGAGUGUUGUCAAUUGAUUUACUGAAUUACAUGUUUAUAAACUUUUUAAAAAACCACACUCCAAUAUACCAUGAAAUAUUGUUAACUUAAAGUUAAUGUUUUAGAUGGCAAAAUGUCUAAAUGAGAUUUUAAUCUGUCCGCACGUUCUGUUGUAGAUUCUGUUCUGCAGUUACUAGUUGUAGUUAAUGUAGUUCAGAUAACCUGCUGAAACUGAUUGGAACUCAUUGCAGUAUGGCUCUUCAGGGACUCUGUAAAAAUCUGAAAUGGGAUACUCCAUCUUUCUGAUUGCAUUUGACAUUAGUCUAUGAUGGCUGAGGGUGAAGCUGAUAUCUUGAAUACAAUCAUGUUGAAAGUAGCUGCUUAACUCUUUUUGUAUCCUAUUCUUUAGCCUAGAUUAAAAUACGAAUUGAGACAUUUGAAUUGUAUGCAAAACAGUCUCAUAUUGGCCCAAAGUUGCCUUUGGUGUGUUUUUUUGUUACUUAACAAUUUUGUUAUGAUACUUUCUAGUAGCAUAAGAUUUGGAGAAAAUAAUUAUUGAGGAUUGUUCACUUUUGCACUUCAGUCCCUGCUUUCUUCUAUUAUAUUACUCAAGAGUACUGUUUACCAAAUCUUGUGUCAAACCAGUUUUGUUUCUCCAUUUGUUAUGUGGCGUGAACAUCAAUCUAAUCUAAAUUAGCAUUUUAGGCUUUAAACCACAACAUUCAUUUUUUGUGUUAAUAUGAAUAGAAUGCAACAUUCCUUGUCAAUGCUGGUAGUUGAACUUAUAACAAUUACAAAUAUCUGAACAACUUCCCUGGAUAUGACAACUCUGAAUCUUUUUUUAAUACUCUUAACAGUCAUCCAUAGGUUCUGUCCCAAACAGAUCCAUUAAAUAGAAAUAUGUUGCUCAUGUUAAUAUUUUUUCCAUGCACAUUUUCCUCAUCCAGGGAAGAAAGAAUGGUCCAAAAAGUAGUUUUCUGUUGCUGUUCCAUUUUUGUCAGUGAUGUUCCUUUCCUUUGUAUUUCAAAUAGUAUGGUGUUUCCUGAUUACUUCUGAUAGUAGUUUCAAAUCAUGAGUACACAAAUUAUACUAUUGCAUAUAUACCUUUGCUGUCUGUGUGUAAAUAACCUUCUCCCCCUAUUAUCUAGAAUUUGGCUACUUAAUGGCCAUGUUUGAAUGAUCAUAUCUCAGCUUAAUAGCCCAAUAUAAAAAUAGAUGUUUUGCUCAUGCACACAGCCCCUUUGCUACUCUAACUAAUGAUAGUUACAGGUUUCCUGGUUUUACUGCCUGCAUCAUCAAGGGAGGAACAAAGGUGCUGUGUGCCCAGGCAAUAGACUCAUUCACAUAUUGGCUUGUUGAGCCAAGAUACAGUUGUCCAAACUGGGCCACCAUGUCUUAAUGCUGGCAUUAAGAUCACAAGCCCUCUCCCUGUGCUAGCUAGUGCAGACCUGCUAAACUUAAAAACUUUAAGUUAUUGAUGCAAUUUGAUAUUUUUUCAUAAUUUCUAUUUAAACAAGAGUUGCAUCAUCUUCAAACUCAUCUCUUUAAGAGUUGCCUUAAGCUUCAAGAUUGCUUUUGCUAUCUUUUUGUGCUAUGUUAACCUUACGUUUAUAAUAAACUUAUGUGAGUGAAACAAA